This is a messenger RNA of Stomoxys calcitrans (stable fly), 2163 nucleotides long. RefSeq names its product centromere/kinetochore protein zw10. The record is from RefSeq and is a predicted model, not a curated record. The transcript is spliced from 4 exons. Gene Ontology annotation, cellular component: RZZ complex. The coding region runs from base 94 to 2163 and encodes 689 amino acids. Lineage: Eukaryota; Metazoa; Arthropoda; Insecta; Diptera; Muscidae. Gene Ontology annotation, biological process: mitotic spindle assembly checkpoint signaling; endoplasmic reticulum to Golgi vesicle-mediated transport.
CUUAAGUUUUUGUUGUUGCUUUAUUUAUCAUAGGCAGAUAGCGGGACAUUAAAUUAAAAAAUAAUAGAGGCCAGACCCAAAUAUUAAUUCAAAAUGCAGCUAGUCGACGUUAAACCCGAAGUUAAUACCAACAAAUGCUUAGAAAAUGUGCAGGACAAAAAGCUGCAAAUAGUCACGAUUCUGGAAAAAAUUCAUCGCUUCAAGGAACGUGUCUCCAAGUACAUUGAAGAUAACUAUGUUGAGUUCCUGCCCAAUGUUGCCACCGCCUAUUUGUAUUCAGAGGAUGGCAACAAUUUGGAGAAACAAGGUUAUGAGCUGCUCAACUCCCUGCAGUAUUCCGCCAACAGCGAUUCUGAUGCUGAACUAAUGACAACUGUGAAAAAACUUAACACCGUCCUAUGCGACUUGGAUGUCACCAAUCGAAUUCUGGCAGCAGAUGAAAUAUUCCAAUCGCUCGAAGAGACCAGUUCCAAUGAACAUUUGAUUGCCUUGGACAUGCUAAAGAAACUGAAUAAUAUUAUUCAUCAUACCGCCUCAAGUGAGGUGCAAAAGUUGUUACUGGCUAGUCCAGCCUAUGAUACAAUCAAGGUGAAAUACUUGCUAAAGCUGCAUAUGGUGAAGCUGAGUCUGUCGGAAAAGUUUAAAGCGCUUGUGCAAAUGAAUGAAAAGCAGCUGCCGGGAGCUGUGUGCACCACCAUACAGGUAUCCAAGGAUGUAGGCCCAUUACAGGAUACUGUGUUGGCACUUUUCCAGGCUAAAUAUGAUGUCACGGAAUUGUGCGAUUUUCUCUUGGACAAGUGUCUUAUGCCCAUCAUAACUAGGCCAGUUAAUAUGACCUUUAGCGAGGAAAAUUCGGAAUAUCUUAAACUUCAAAUAUGUUAUGGUGUAACUGGAGGCAAUGCAGCACAGGAUUACAAACAAGUUUUUGAACACGUAAAAAUGCUGUUCCAUUGUCUGGAAACUUUAAAUGUUUUGGUAUCAAAUGAUCACCAUGUCUUUGCCAUAGUUGGAGAGAAUCUGGCUAAUCGUUUCUUUAAGUCUCUAAUCGAUGAAUGUCUCAUGAAUGCCAUACCGGAGACAGUGGAAGAGCUGCAAGCUUCUACCCUGGUGGAAGAUGUCUUACAAUUUGAACUCUAUCUGGCCGAUAUGUUUUUUAUCAACCGCGAAAUUGAACAGAGUCUAACAAAAUUUACCGAGAAAUAUGAGACGUUGUUUCAUAAUCGCAUGUUUUGUCGUCUUCUCGAGACUGGCAGGGAGAUUAUGCAGAAAGAUCUGCAGGAGAUGGUAGUGAUGGCAGAGAAAAAUACUCCAGAAGAUGUGACCAAUAAUCCAUUUUUGUUUCCGCGAUCCAUGGUAUCCAAGAGUCUUUUGGAAUUUGUGAAACUCUUAAAUCGUAUUAUACGCCAAGAUAGCGAAACACCAAGCGAACACAAUCGCUACUUCAACAUAAUUUCGGUGCUGAUCAACUCCUAUGUGACUCUGGUGCCCCAGUAUCAUAAGGAGCACCUGGAGAAUUUGCCCCAACAAACUGCAUUGUUCUAUAACAAUUGCAUGUUUUUGCAUCAAUUCCUGGCGAAAAAUUUCUCCACUCCCACAGCCUCAAAUCUGGUAAAGAAUUUAUCCAGCUGUGGUUCGAAACAUUUGCGUCAACAAGUUGAUCAACAAUUGGCAAAACUGCAAAAUAUCUUGCAGCCCGCUUCAAAAGGCGAAAACAAGGGAAAAAUCACCAACAAGAUGGUGGAUAAAUGCAUACACCAUCUCGAAUUGUUGGAAAGCCUGUGGCAGAAUGUAUUGCCAGUCAAGGAGUAUAACAAAAUAAUGGGAGAGUUAAUCAACAAUUGUUGUUUGCUAUUGAACCAUCAAAUUGUGGAUAAGCCAUCGAUUUCGGCGGCAGAGGCUAAACUAUUAAGUGAAACAUUUGGUUUAUUUAUAGACAAGGCUGGUUCCUUUAUAAAGGCAGGACAGGAGCUGCAAAAGUUAUCGAAUUGGCAGCGUUUAAUCAACUUGUUGGAUAUUCUUAAUGUUACUUUGACCGAAAUCGCUGAAAUGUGGUCUGCUGGUAAGUUAUCGGAGCACUUCAAAGCCGAAGAGAUUGAACGCUUAAUCAGAAGUCUACAUCCAAACACUGAAAGACGUGCUCUAGCGUUAAAGAAAAUCUUUUAA